Molecule: messenger RNA, 918 nt
Organism: Dichotomopilus funicola
Lineage: Eukaryota; Fungi; Ascomycota; Sordariomycetes; Sordariales; Chaetomiaceae
Product: pyridoxamine 5'-phosphate oxidase-domain-containing protein
Exons: 1
Coding region: 1-918 (305 amino acids)
Molecular function (GO): FMN binding
Source: RefSeq, a predicted model, not a curated record
AUGCCCUCAUCCACCCCCGCCCCCUGGCGCGCCCCCUUCCUAACGCACAUCACCCCCCUCCCCUCCCCAACCUUCACCCUAGCCACUCUCCAGCAGCAAACUCCCACACUACCCUCCUCCUCCUCCACCGCCGCCGCCGAUUCCGCCGAUUCCGCCGAUUCCACCAAUUCCACCGCCUUCCCGCGCGCCCGCACCUGUGUCUUCCGCGGCUUCUGGGCUUCACUCUCCCCUCACCCGUCCAACCCGGCUCCUCUUAAUCCCACGGGGGUGUUUGAGUCGGAUUUGUUGGUUUUUACGACGGAUGGACGGUCGGAGAAGGUUGGGGGGUUGUUUAGUUCUGGAACCCGCUCUAGUGAUGUUAAGGAUACUGGUGGUAAAGAGGAGACCUUGCAGACGGGAGGCGGGGGACAGGUCGAAGCGGUGUGGUGGGUUGAUAAACCUGAAGUGAGGACGCAGUGGCGGGUGAGGGGACGGGCGUGGGUGUUGGGGUCGGAUGUGGAAGGGGGUGGUGAGAAAGCGGAAGAGGUGAGGGGGGUUUUGAGGGGGCGGAUGAGGCGGUUGUUGCCUAGGGAUGAGAAUGGGGAUUGGAGUUUUGCGAGGGAGGUGACGGCGCAUUUUGGGAAUUUGACGCCGCUUAUGAGGGGUACGUUUAAGGGGCCGCCUCCGGGGGUGCCGGUUGCGUGUGGAGCGGGUGAUGGGGAGGUUUUGGCGCAGAGGGUGGAGGGUGUGGAGGAUGAGGCGGCGAGGAGGAAUUUUAGGGUGGUGGUGAUUGUGCCGGAGGAGGUGGAUCAGGUUGAUUUGAGCGAGGAGUUGAAGCCGAGGAGGUGGUUGUAUGUGUAUCGGGGGGAGGAUGGGAAGGCUAGGUUGCCGGGAGGGGAGGUUAUUGGGGAAUGGGAGAAGGUUGAGGUAUGGCCGUGA